Molecule: messenger RNA, 1293 nt
Organism: Jaculus jaculus (lesser Egyptian jerboa)
Lineage: Eukaryota; Metazoa; Chordata; Mammalia; Rodentia; Dipodidae
Product: divergent protein kinase domain 2A-like
Exons: 1
Coding region: 1-1293 (430 amino acids)
Biological process (GO): regulation of phosphatidylinositol 3-kinase/protein kinase B signal transduction; cardiac muscle cell proliferation
Cellular component (GO): COPI vesicle coat
Source: RefSeq, a predicted model, not a curated record
AUGUGGCGUCUGGUGCAGCCGAAGCUGGGCCCCCCGUCGAGCUCGUUGAAGCUGGCGGCGCUGGGCGGCCUGUUGGUGCUGAUGGUGCUGCGCUCGCCGUCGCUGCUGGCCUCGUGGCAGCGCAACGAGCUCACCGACCCGCGCUUCCUGCAGCUCCAUAAGUGCCCGGCGUGCUUCGGCACGAGCUGGUGCCCCCGCUUCCUCAACGGGCAGGUGAGCUUCGAGGAGUGGGACGGCCUGCGCCUGCUGGGCUUCCCGCAGGCGAGGAGCGUGUACCUGGCGCGGUACAGCGAGCCGGGCGAGGACGGCCGCCGCCCCGUGGUGCUCAAGCGCCUGGGCUCGCCGGGCGAGCUGGCGCAGCUCGACCAGACGGUCUGCAAGCGCGCCACCGGCCGGCCGCGCUGCGACCUGCUGCAGGCCGUGCCCCGCGCCGAGUUCGCGCGCUCCGCCGGCCACGCGGGUCAGCUCACGCCCGUCGCGGUCCGGGGCUGGUCGGCCCUGGUGCACUGCCCCUCGCAGCGCCUGCUCGACCGCCUGGUGCGCCGCUACGCCGAGACCCGGGACUCGGGCAGCGGCCCGCUGCGCCGGCUCCGGGACUCCGAGCGCCUGCAGCUGCUGCUCACGCUGGCCUUCAACCCCGAGCCGCUCCUGCUGCAGAGUUUCCCACCCCACGAAGGCUGGCCGUUUGCAAAAUACCUUGGGGCGUGUGGAAGAAUGGUGGUUUUAAGUUAUGUUGGAGAAGAACUGUGGCGUUACUUGAAUGCACCAUGGGAGAAGAGAGUUGAUCUCGCUUGGCAGCUAAUGGAGACAGCAGAACAGUUGACAAACAAUGACUUUGAAUUUGCCCUCUACCUCCUGGACGUCAGCUUUGACAAAUUUGCAGUCGAUCCUCGAGAUGACAAGGUAAUCAUUGUGGAUGCUGGAAAAAUUUUAGUUGCGGACAAAAGAUUAAUUAGACAAAACAAGCCAGAACAUUGGGAUGUGCGGUAUGAAAGCAAAUUUGAUGGCUGUGAUAAGGAGGCUUGCUUAUCAUUUUCAAAAGAAAUUCUUUGUGCUCGUGUCACUGUGGACCACAACUAUUAUGCUGUUUGUCAAAAUCUUUUAUCCAGACAUGCCACCUGGCGUGGCUCUUCUGGAGGACUUCUUCAUGAUCCACCAAGUGAAAUUGGCACAGAUGGCCGACUGGAGGCCUUGCUCAACGAGUGUGCCAACCCAAAGGAGCGCUAUGGCCGAUUCCAGGCUGCACAAGAGCUGCGUGACUAUCUAGCACAAUUAAGUAACAAUGUAAUGUAG